CCACAGAGGGCUGUGGAUGGCAGCUGGAGCUUAUGGGGACCAUGGCAGCAGUGCUCCAGGACCUGUGGAGGUGGGGUGGAGUUCUCCUACAGGGAGUGCACUGAUCCUGUGCCUCAGAAUGGCGGGAAGUACUGUGAGGGACAGAGAGUUCGAUACCAGUCCUGCAACACAGAGCCUUGUGACGCCAGUGAAGGUAAAAGUUUCAGGGAAGAGCAGUGUGAGAAAUACAACAGCCCUAACUACCUGGACUACAAUGGAAAUGUCAAACAAUGGAUCCCAAAGUAUGCAGGAGUUUCCCCCAGAGACCGCUGUAAGCUGUUCUGCAGGGCAAGGGGCAGCAGUGAGUUUAAAGUAUUUGAAUCAAAGGUGAUUGACGGGACAACCUGUGGCCCUGACACCACAUCAGUGUGCGUUCAAGGCCAGUGUGUGAAAGCAGGAUGCGACCAGGUGAUAGGAUCCAACAAGAGGGUGGAUAAGUGUGGAGAGUGUGGAGGAAAUGGGCUCAGCUGCAGAAAGAUAACAGGCUCCUACAACAAAGGAAUCUAUGGCUACAGUGACAUUGUCACUAUUCCCAUUGGUGCCACCAACAUUGACAUCAAGCAGAGGAGCCAUCGAGGAAUCAAGCAUGAUGGGAACUACCUGGCUGUGAAGCGAGAAAACGGAGCUUACAUCCUCAAUGGUAACUUUUCCGUAUCCACAGUGGAGCAGGACAUUCCCAUACGGGGCGCUGUGCUGAAGUACAGCGGCUCCUCCACCACAUUAGAGAGGAUCCAGAGCUUCAGGCAGCUGAAGGAAGCCAUAACCAUCCAGGUCCUGGCCACAGGAGGGGAUGCCAAUCCCCCCAAGAUCAAAUAUACCUUUUUCAUCCCUAAGGACACAGCGUUUAGCAAAUCUAAAGAGAAAAAGGGCUUGUACUUGUCUCUACAUAUGAUCAGCGAUGUGUCUGACUGGGUGCUGGGAGAGUGGUCUGAGUGCUCCAAGAGCUGUGGCUCUGGGUGGUCCAGGAGGAGCGUCGAAUGCAGAGACGGUGACGGCUUCUUCUCCAGCCAAUGCGACAGGGAGCUGAAGCCCACAGACAUCCGGCCUUGCGGAGAUGUACCGUGUCCUAUCUGGCAGAUGGGUCCCUGGUCUUCCUGCUCACGAACUUGCGGUCAGGGCGAGCGCCGCCGCAGUGUGUUCUGCAUAGACUACACAGGGAAGACUGUUGAACCAGAGAUGUGUGAUCCAAAUAAAAUCCCAGAGCCAGCCUCUGGGCAAUGUAACAACCAUGACUGCUCAUGAAAAACAUGAUUACAAUGAACAGUCUUUUUUUUUUUUGUUUGGUCAGAGUGCACAUACAAAUCCUGGAUGGGAGCACCAGCAGCAGACGUUUUGGAACAAACAGCUAUAGAUAUUGGUGAUUACCAAGAAAUCCAAAAAGACCUGAACUCUACAUUUUAGAGAAAAGUCUUCAACUUUCGACUAAAAAGAAAUGAUAAACAACGAAAAUCUAAAACUGCCUUGGUUUUAUUCCUAAGAAUUAUUUCUAAGAUAUGAGUAUGAUUGAAGGGGGUUGGAUGACCUUGUAUGUUGAUAUUCCUGGUCCCACUAUAAUUUGUCUUUUGUUAACAUUUGACAUCCACUAUUAAGAUUCGGAACAGUGAAGAUCUACCUCAGGAUGCACAUGUGAUGCUAUGUGGAAAUGCUCAUUUUUGAUGUAGUGUGUGCUUUCUCUAGAAUGAGAUUUAAAAGCAAAGAAUUAACUUCAGGAAUAAAUUUGGCAUACUUUGCCAUUUGUUUUCUAGAUUUAGGUGCCACUGUGAGUCCAAAACAUUAGCAAGAGCCAACACAGAGUCUGUAUAUCCUGGAGAACUUUGAUUGGACAAUUAAGACAUGAGGCUAUGUAAGCCUUUGGGAAAAGUGUUAAUCUUAAUUAAAAUCAGAUCUGAGUGAAUUCACCAAGAUGAUAAUGUCAGUUCCUUCAAAACCAUCCAUUUCAUACCCUUAUUUAUAAACCACUGCAUCCAUAUUAACUAUAGAGAUGGUCAUAAAAAUGCUCAAAUCUCAUGUUUAAUUUAAUGUAAUUUCAUAUCAUCUCCUGAAAACUUUUCAUCUGGCCAUAUUUUUGUAGUUAUCCCUAUUUUUGGUUAUUAGCUUUUAUGAAAUGUGUCAAAUUGUAGCCUCUGGUUUCCUGUUGAUACAAAUUAUUCAAGAGAAUCAUAAAACUGCAUUAUUUUAAAAUUCUUAUCUUCCCACCCUCACCAUCACCCUGUCGGUACAAACUCUUACACGAUUGGUGAAGAAUAACUAAAACUAUAAAGGUACAAAAAGAUUGUUCAUGACUCUGUUUCUGGCAGAAAAUGCAGUAUACUUAUAAAAGAAAUAAAGUCAAUGAAAAACAAAAAUUCACUGUUCAUAACUAGGGCUUGCACUAAAAGACUUCCACUGAA
Molecule: messenger RNA, 2429 nt
Organism: Poecilia latipinna (sailfin molly)
Lineage: Eukaryota; Metazoa; Chordata; Actinopteri; Cyprinodontiformes; Poeciliidae
Product: A disintegrin and metalloproteinase with thrombospondin motifs 8-like
Exons: 4
Biological process (GO): proteolysis; extracellular matrix organization
Molecular function (GO): metalloendopeptidase activity; zinc ion binding
Source: RefSeq, a predicted model, not a curated record